Molecule: messenger RNA, 453 nt
Organism: Hibiscus syriacus
Lineage: Eukaryota; Viridiplantae; Streptophyta; Magnoliopsida; Malvales; Malvaceae
Product: ankyrin repeat domain-containing protein 23-like
Exons: 4
Coding region: 130-453 (107 amino acids)
Molecular function (GO): protein binding
Source: RefSeq, a predicted model, not a curated record
GCUUGAUGUGGAAGGCGAUUUGGCAGGAAAAUUGCUGCUGCUAAGGAAGAUAAUGGCCGCAAUGCACUUCAUGUGGCGUCGUUGGGUGGAAGAACGCAUAUUCUGAAAUAUCUCGUCGGCCAACUGAAAAUGGAUGUUAACGUCAAAGAUGACGAAGGUGAUACUCCUUUGAAUUGUUCUAUUGAACGGAAUCAUUUUCCCACUGCCGUUUACCUUAUUGACAAUGGCGCAAAUCUGAACGCAAUGAAUAAAGAGGGGGUCACUGCUUUGCAUCUUGCCGCUAUGGAAGGACCUAAGAAACUUCUUCAGUUGCUAAUUUCAAAACGUGCCGAAGUUGAUGCUAACCCUGCCGCUGGCACACCACUGCAGCGCGCAGCAGCUGUUGGCAAGAAGGAUUGUGUUAAGGUUUUGUUCGAAAACAAUGCAAAUUUCUUAGGCUGGUCAGGUAGGUAA